AUGCACCCAGACCACAGUAAACACAUUUUAGGGGAAGUGUGUAGAUCUGAAUGUUCGUGUCUGAGGAGGAAAGACUGCAGCUGGACUCAGAUUGCAUUCUACGAGGACAAGAACUUCCAAGGACGGAGCUACGAGUGCAGCAUUGACUGCCCUGACCUGCGCUCUUAUUUCAGCCGCUGCAACUCGAUUAAGGUGGAGAGCGGUUGCUGGGUCCUGUAUGAGCUCCUCAACUACACUGGCUACCAGUACAUCCUGAGUCCUGGGGAAUACCCUGACUACCAGCAGUGGAUGGGAUUCAAUGACAGCAUCAAGUCAUGCCGCUGUAUCAAAAAUGUUUACGGAAAGUCCUGGAAGAUCAGGUUCUACGACAAGCGGGAUUUUGGAGGUCAAGCUGCAGAGUGUGUUGAAGAUUGCCCAUCAGUUUACGAGGCCCUCAAGUUCCGGGAGUUCCACUCCUGUGCGGUGAUGGAUGGCGCAUGGGUCCUCUAUGAGCAGCCCAACUACCAUGGACGCCAGUACUUUGUGGAACGUGGCGAGUACCCCAACUACACAGACUGGGGCGCCACCUCCCCUACUGUGGGAUCUUUCCGCAUGAUCAAAAAGUUUUAGAUCAGCAGCAGCUGCUGAAAGAGUAAUUUGAAUGCUUGGGCCACCAACGCUGUAGAAUUCCAAAGAAGAGUUCCAGAAAACCCACAAGGUUCCAAACACCCGAGACAACCAAAACUCCACCACAAGUUCCCGAGAUGUUGAGAAAGAUCUACAACCCCUCAAAAAGUUGAUGUUCAGAGAAGGUCACCAACUGUCCAAUCUUAAGAACCCUUCAGUCCCCCCCUUGUUUUUUUUUUUCAUUUGGACACUUGUCCUUUUCCCCUGAACCCUGAGCCUUGCACUCAAAUGAAUACAAGUAUU
Messenger RNA from Toxotes jaculatrix (banded archerfish), 909 nucleotides. RefSeq names its product gamma-crystallin M2-like. The transcript is spliced from 5 exons. Gene Ontology annotation, molecular function: structural constituent of eye lens. The coding region runs from base 1 to 609 and encodes 202 amino acids. The record is from RefSeq and is a predicted model, not a curated record. Gene Ontology annotation, biological process: lens development in camera-type eye; visual perception. NCBI's taxonomy places the organism in Eukaryota, Metazoa, Chordata, Actinopteri, Toxotidae.